AUGUGUUCUAUAGAAUUUGCCUGCUCUUUGUUCUGUUAUUUAUUUGAAUAUUUGAUUGUUGAAAUCUUACCAACACAACCGAUUAAAUUACCGGAGGAACGUUGUAUAUUAACGCCACAACUUGAUCAUCCAGAUUACAAACAAUUACAAUUUACAAUAGAUACUACACAGUUUGUUCAAAAUAAUGUCAUCGCUAAUCUAUCAAAUUGUUCGGCAAGACUUAAACUUAAUCAAUUUAUAGAAUUCGGUUCAUUUCGAUCAGGUCACCGAUUACAAUGGUGGAAUCUUUUAGCGCUUUUUGAAAUGGACUCAUUACCCAUUUAUGAAGAAAGUGUAAUAAUACUGAUUACACAUUCAAUACUACAAUGCGGUCCAUGGACAACUUAUGGAAUUUCAUCAAGUAACUCUUGGUGUUCGGAAGCCCAUGAAUACUUAUUAGAAGAUCAUUUCAUCGAUGAAUUGAUUAUAAGACUAGAUCGUCGUUUAGAUGAUUGUGAAUUAAAUUGGCAAAAUGAAUUAGUGUUAGUAACGAUUACGAUGAUUACGAUGAGAAUGUUAACAAUUUGUAAUUCAAUUAGACAAGAUAAAGUUACUGAUUUAGUGAUUAAAUGCCGAAGAAUCGGUGAGAGAUGGAUUUCUCUCAUAUCAGAGAAUAUCAAAACCUCAUCGCCCUCUGCUUUUGAUAAAAUCGAUCAACUUCGUAUGAAAAUUGUAAUUAUUGGCAUUUCAUGCAUCAUAACAUUUUCAACUCACUCUGAUCGAUUACACUAUUUAUUAUCAUCGACUGAACAUAUAGUAUCUCUAUUGAAAUCAGCAACUACUAUUCACGAUAAUGUUAUUCUAAACACCAAUAAAUCUAGUAUAAGUACAUACAUCAGAAAUAUUAUGCGAUAUAGCGAACAUGUUUUAGUACGAGUACAACCAACAGUUGCUGAGCUGCUUCAGAAAUCUUCUUGUCAAGCUUUAAAUGAUUUUGCUGCCAUCUAUUGGGCUCCUCUUCGGAGCAAAAGUACUAUGAAUGGCAAAUGGAAAAAACGAAGGCAUGAUCCCUCUGAUGGUUGGUAUGAUUGCCGAUAUGAAUCCAGGUAUAUAUCAAUCGAUUGUAUCCAAGGAAUAUUCUUAGUCGAUGGUAUGUCUAUAGGAUUUUUACCUGAAAACAUAACAACGAAUGAAUUGUUUAUACGUGUUUUUCGUAAUCAUAUAUUUGAAGUUCAACUAGCUGAAUCGCCUAAAACUUAUAUUACUAAGCAUUUAUAUCAUGACAAUGGAAGAGUUCAAUAUGAAUUUUAUUUCAAUGAUGAAACUAAAUGUUUGAGAAUUAUUGAACGACAUAUACACACAAAUGAAAAAUUUCAAUUAAUUACUCAUGUUUGCUUUGAGAAAGAACUGCCUGACACGUUUGUCUCCAAACACAGUCAUUGGCUGAACAUAAAAACUCAGAUCGUUGAAUUUCGACCGAUUCAUUUUAAAGAACCUGACUUUUUAGAUAACAGACCAUAUAUAUUAUCAUUGAAAAAUGGAUAUCUUAUUACUACCACAGACAAUAAUUCACAAAUUUUGAUUAAUCAAUCAUCAAAAUUCUUUCAAGCAUUAUUUAGUUUAUACUUCAAUCGUCUCGAUGACGCGCCCUACGUUUACAUGAUGCGCGGCAAUAUCUCUCAGACUGAUAAAAUUAUUUAUAUAUAUUUAUCUCGCUUAGGUAUCGCUUUUGAAUAUAAUUCUAGAACUCACAUUAUAAAAUCUCGUGAAUAUUUCGAUAUGUGUAUUGAUAAAGAUCAAUGGCUGGGAACUUUAACGGGUUUAAAAUGUGGUCUUCUCUUAUCACCAUUACCUGUCAAUAACUAUUUAUUGAAUCAUUAUCCUUAUCGAAAAUUAAUCGUACCUUUUGGCACUGUUCAAAGCAAAGAAAAUACAUACACAAGCCAUCAAAUUACUACAAUAAUUCGACCAACGAAUACGUCGUUUUCUUGUCAAUAUUUUGUUUUUAUUCUCAAUGAUCGGCUAAAAAUACUUCAAUCAACAGAUAGUCCUACCGGAUGGUUGUAUUUAGCAUUGUUACAUGCAAUGACUUCUCAUCCUUUACCAGAUGAAUAUACAGGUAUGACUGGAAUGGAACGAGCUUUUCAAUUACUAAAUUCAGCUGGUAGUUAUUCGGAUCAACCUUUUGAUAAACUAUCAUUACAUAUUCUCAGCCAAAUCGCAUCAAUUUCACCGAAGGUUAAUUAUUAUCCAGAAAAAACGACUUAUAUGGAACAAGUAGACUGGAGUUCAAAUGGCUUACCUUAUUCGAUGCAACAUUUCGGUUAUUAUUUUAUUGCAAAAAAACGAAUCGAAAGUAGUCAACUGUUCAAUUUUAUGUACCCAUCAAUCAGUUUAAAUAAAAUGCCAGAACUAUUUGAAGGAAAAAUAUACAAUGAAAUUUUAUUGGCAAAACUAUAUUGGGACUAUCGUGAUUCAUAUAAUCCUACAGCGAGAUUAUCUGUUGAGAUGGAGACUGAUAUUUUACCUACUACUUCAACAAAAUUGUAUUGUUCAUCUUCAGAAUAUUGUUCGCAUGUCACAAACUACAAUGCUGUUUGUCUUGUAGACGAUUUGUACAAUAAUGGAUAUGUAGAUCUUCGAGAUUGUUCAAAACAGCAUUGGUUACCGUUGUCUCAAUGGUUGACUGAUGAAAAUAAUUUGAAAAAUAUUUGGAUCGGUUUGCUAAAAAUGGUUGAUUGUAUUAAAACAGAAACAGGUGAGAAACAUAUGGACAAUGUUAAACGAUUCGAAAGCUUAUUAGACUUUCUUCAUUAUAUUUCUGACAAACGUAAAAUCAAUCCAUUUUAUUUACAAAUGUUAAAGACAGCGUUGAAGGUUUCUUCUAUAUCUCUGAGAUCCGUUGAAUUUCCUGCUUUUGAAUCUUAUGAACAUAUUGAAAAAACCGAUAUUGAUGAUCUAUUCGCUUCUUUUCUAACUGACCAUACUUCAAGCCAGCGCAGACAAAUUACAGCAGAAAUUCGGCACUCUUUUGAAUGUGGUGCUAGGUUUCAAGAUGACGAUUACCUACUAACCAAUGAUGAAAUAAUCGAAAUAAAUGCACAAUUACGAUCUCGUCGAGCUAACAUAAAACUUCGAGCGUUUUUACAAGUUAUUCAACGUCUCAUUUGUUCCGUUUCGAUAGAACAGUUUCAUGCUCAAGUUCCAUAUUAUCCUCAAAAAUUUGCACGUGAAAUUGGUAAAAAUCAUCAUGAAAUACGAAUAAAACCUAUAGAAAGACCAAUCGAUCCAAUACUUUUACGAGCUGCUGAAAACAAGUUUCAUGAUUACAAUUCCGAGGAUCUAAAUCAAACAAUUUUUGUUCGAAGAUCUGAUCAAAAAAAUGAAUUUCCACAAGAAAUAUUUUCUUCUAUCACUAAGCAAAACAAUGAUCUAAGCGAAAUUAUGAAUUAUUUUAAAAAUCAAUUAUCUCAAAGUUGGAAAAAAUUUCUUUCGGAUAAUGAAUAUGAAGAAGGAUAUUGUUCACUUAAAAAAAUUAUUGAAAUUCUUCACUCUUAUCGAAAAGAAUCUGUCUGUUUUUGGAAUGAAUUAUUAAGUUCUAUAAAAUUAUCCAAUGACCAAUUACUUGAAACAGGUCUAAUUCUACGAAUGACACCAACAACUCUAAUACCUUUACUCCAACAAAAAGAUUCAUCUCGUUCUCUACUAACGGAGGAUCAGUGUACGAUACUCGGCGGUAUUAUUGUCAAUUGGACGUUAGAACAACAAAUCGAACGAAUUUUGUAUUUUGCAAUUCAUAAAAAAUGGGAAGAUUUCAAAAAAGAAAUAUCUCAUACGCCACAUUCAAUUUGGAAACCAUCGGAACAUAUUUCUUGGCUUAUCUUAGAAUUAGAAAUGAAUAUAACUAUUCGCGAGAUUCAGAUUAAAGUAGCACAACAUAUGAUACAAUCAAAUAUAAAUACUGAUGAUUCCACCGUACGAAAUAUAGUUAUGCAAAUGAAUAUGGGCGAAGGAAAAACAUCAGUCAUUUUACCAAUGUUAGCUGCUAAUUUAUCUUCGUUUAAUUCGAGUUUAGUUCGUGUCAUCAUACUUAAAUCAUUAUUUCCAACAAAUUAUCAAUCAUUACGAUAUAAAUUAGGCGGCUUACUUAAUCAGCGUAUAUUUCCAUUUGCUUGUCGUCGUGAUAUGAAUUUCAAUCAUGAACAAACAAAUAAAAUUUUCAAACGCUUUCAACAAGCAUUAUGUAAUUGUGACGUCGUAUUAACUUCAUCAGAAGAUAUUCUUUCAUUUGAUUUACUUACAAUCGAUAAAUGUCGAAGACAAGAAUUUUAUGUUGCUCGUUCUAUGUUAACAAUUCAACGAUGGUUAAAAAAAUAUGCACGUGAUAUAUUAGAUGAAUCUGAUGAAAUUUUACAUGUUAAAUAUCAAUUAAUUUAUACAGUUGGUGGUCAACAACAAGUUGAUGGAGGUUCAGAACGUUGGAAAACAAUUCAAACAAUUCUUGAAUUAGUUAAAAAACAUGCUGCUGAUAUUUCGAACCAUUUCCACGAUAAUGUUUCUUAUAAAGCACGGGAACGAAAAAGUGCAUUUCCACAAUUUCGUUUACAAUCACAUGAGCCAUUUUUAUUACUUUGUCAAAAAAUUGCAAAUGACUGGAUUGAGAAAAGAAAUUAUCGCUUUGAAGAUAAAUCAAUUGUAUUAUCAUUUAUUUUAGAAACAGAUUCAUCUAUUGAAUGUCUUAUUGAUAAAUUUUCACGUUUCCAUAUUCAAUUAUUUCUUAUUGUUCGUGGUUUAUUAUCAUCGGAAGUUUUAUUAAUUGCUUUUAAAAAACGUUAUCGUGUUAAUUACGGUGUUAAUCCAAAUGCAAGUUUUAAUCGUUUAAUGGCUGUACCAUUUCGUGCAAAAGAUGUUGUCGCCGAUAGAACUGAAUUCGGUCAUCCUGAUGUUGCAUUAGUUUUGACACACCUCUCAUACUAUUAUUCAGGUUUAAGUGAGUCACAAUUAUCUCAAUGUUUUAAACGUUUAAGUGAACAGGAAACUGAUCCAGCAUCGAUUUAUGAUCAAUGGAUUUUAUACGAAGAUGAAACGGAUGUACCGAAAAGUAUUCGCCAAUGGAAUGGAAUUAAUUUAAAAGAUUAUCAACAAAAUAUUGAUUAUAUUUUCCCUACAUUUCGAUAUAAUAUGUUAGCUAUUAAUUAUUUUCUUGAUUAUUUUGUAUUUCCUCGAGAGGCUAAACAAUUUCCAUCUAAAUUAGUUGCUUCUGCUUGGGAUUUAUCUUCCUCUUUACGAACAAACAUAAUCACUGGGUUUAGUGGUACGAAUGAUACACAAUUAUUACUUCCAGUUCAUAUCCGACAAGAUGAUUUACCUGAACUACAAAAAACAGAUGCUAUUGUUGUUAAUAAUUUAUUGAAAACUGAAAAUGAAAACUAUCAAUGUUUACCGAUUAAUAUAACAUCUGAAAAUAUUUUAAAACAAAUUGUAGAUCAUCAAGAAAUUGUAAAUGUUAUUUUAGAUGUUGGCGCAUUAUUUAUCGAUGGAACUAAUAAAGACAUUGCCAUGAAAUGGUUGAAAUUAUCCGACAAAAAUAUUAUUGAUUAUGCUGUUUAUUUUGAUUCUGACUCAAUCGUUGUUUGUGAUCGUCAGCUGAAUAACUAUUCAUUUGUAACAUCUCCUGCAAGUGAACGAUUAGAUCAUUGUAUAUUCUAUUUAGAUGAAAUUCAUACACGAGGAACUGAUUUUAAAUUUCCCAUAGGAUUUAAAGCUGCUGUUACAUUAGGAAAUGGUUUAACAAAAGAUCGUUUUGUUCAAGCAUGUAUGAGAAUGAGAAAACUAGGUAAUGGUCAUUCGUUAACAUUUUGGGGUUCAUAUGAAGUUCAUCAACAAAUUAAAAAAUUAAACCCUAACGCAAAUGAUUUGAUCAAGUUGAUUGAUAUUCUUCGUUGGGUUUAUGAAAAUACUCAACAAUCAACUUGGGAUGGUUUACAUCAUUGGGCUUCACAAAGUUUAAGUUAUCAAAGAAAAGUUUCUGCAUUUCAACGUAUUAAUUGGGAUGAUGAUCAACAAAUAUUUACUGAUGAGUGGAUAAAAGAUUUAGCGAAUGAAUGUUCAGAACCUGAAGUAAUUGAAUUGACAAAAAUGUAUGGAGCUUCGAAAGCAAUGCAAACAUUAGUCGAGAUUCAUCAUAAUCGAUAUGAACAAACUUCUCAUGAUAUAUGGAAAGAAAUGAAAGAUGCAGUAUUAGAACGAUUAGAAGAGUAUGCUGGAACAAAACAACGUUUAUCACAACUAUUAGAUGAAGAACAACAACGAGAGCUAGAACAAGAAUUAGAAGAAGAACGUCAACUUGAACGCCCACCACCUGUCAAACCAUGUCAACCUAUACUUCAUAAAGAAAUAAAACAAUUGUGUGAUAUGCAAAGUAUUAUGAUGAAUCUAACACAAUAUCUUCAUGUAUUUCGUCGUUUACCGUAUGCAUUCAUUGGCACAACAUUUAUCAAUGAUUGUCAAGCCGAGCAUUGGCAAGAGAAUUUUUGGAUUUCAACUGAAUUUCAACGUGUAAUUGAGACUAAAGGAGAAUCAUUAGAGUCAUUUUUACGUCCCCCACGAUGGAUUAUUAUCUAUCGUAAUCAACAAUUAAUUUUACUUAGUGCUUUAGAAGCCAAUUGGUUGAUAGCGCGUUUAAACUCUCUUUAUCACAAACGAGAAACUGAAAAUCCAUCGACUACUACAUUACGAUUAUUAUUACCACGUAUCAAACGAGUUCAAUCAAUAUUUGUCAAUACACCAACACUCACUAUUCCUCCGUUAAUUGGACAUUCCAUUGAUACUGUUCCUUUCUUUAUAUCGCUUCAAUGGUUGGUUCAAUUAUUUAUUUUUAAUGGCACACUUUAUUUUGAAACGGUUGAUGAGCAAACAGCUUAUUGUCAAUGUUUGAGUGUAUGUCCGAAACCUCGAACGAAGGAAGAAGAAGAAGCUUUUAAAAAUGGAUGGAUUGCUGUUGAUGGCUUUGUUAGUAAUAGCGAACAUCGUUAUGCUUUGAAAUUACACCAAAUUCAAUUCCGUAAUAAUCUUUUGGCAUUUGUCAAGCAAAUUAUUGAAAAUCGAAAUAACUCAUAUGCACCUAUGACAUCACAUGUUGGUAGUAUUAUUCUUAAUUCACUAAAACUUAUUUAA
Messenger RNA from Rotaria sp. Silwood2, 7155 nucleotides. The record is from the annotation of a GenBank genome assembly. Lineage: Eukaryota; Metazoa; Rotifera; Eurotatoria; Philodinida; Philodinidae.